AAGCAGGUGGCUGUUUUUGUUUUGUAUCGUUUAUUUUGCGAUAGUUUUGCAAGAUUUUUAUUGUUACUUUUACUUAGCGCUUUUGAUAGUAAGAUAUAAUUGUGAUAAUAAAGUAAGUUUGUAAAUCAUGUCAGAUGUCAAGAGGUGAAUAAAAUCAGUGUAUCGUGUUGUAGCCUGUGUGUGUCAGAAUUUAUAUUGUUUGGGAUUUCGUGUGAAUAAACAUAAACGGUACGACAACAAUUCGUUCAGUCCAACGGGCAAACUUCAAACGUCUUAGUAAUUAUUUUCUUGGUUCUGGGCAUGAGAACUCAGUGAUGAUAAAGCGUUGAAGGUGUCGCGUCGUCUGUUCCGUUGUACACACGAUGGUCGUAUCAUGGCGCUGGCUGGCGGUGCUAGCGGCGCUCCACGUGAGCUGGGGCCUCCCGGAGACUUUGUACCACAACCACUUUGCGGUGUACGUGCCCGGGGGACAGCACCACGUAGACGACAUCACCAGGCGACACGGUUACGUCAAUCAUGGACGGAUUGGUCAGCUGAAGGGCUACUACCUCCUGUCACACCACGGUGUACACAAACGAUCAACGGAGCCCAACCAGGAGCAUCACGACAAACUCACAAACGAACCUCAGGUGAGAUGGUUCCAACAGCAACGGGAAAAGCGAAGAGUAAAACGUGACUACAAACCUCAUGAUGGAUGGAGUCAGCUCUCUAGGAGACUACCUACCCACCGUACUAGACAUCGCGCCAUCGCAGCGCCUAUUCUGUUCCCGGAUCCUUUAUACAAGGAACAGUGGUAUUUGAAUGGUGGUGCAAAGGAUGGCUUAGAUAUGAAUGUAGCCCCAGCUUGGCAGAAGGGCUAUACAGGUAAAGGAGUAGUUGUUUCUAUUCUUGACGAUGGAAUACAAACUAAUCAUCCUGACCUCGCUCAAAACUAUGAUCGGCUCGCAUCUACUGAUAUUAAUGGCAACGAUGAUGAUCCCAUGCCACAAGAUAAUGGUGACAAUAAACAUGGCACUCGUUGCGCGGGAGAAGUUGCUGCAGUUGCUUACAAUCAGUAUUGCGGUGUUGGAGUAGCAUACAAUGCUAGCGUAGGUGGAGUACGGAUGUUAGACGGCGUUGUCAAUGACGCUGUUGAAGCACGCGCAUUAGGAUUAAAUCCAGAUCAUAUUGACAUCUACAGUGCUUCGUGGGGGCCAGAAGAUGACGGUAAAACCGUUGAUGGACCCGGACCUUUAGCUAGGAGAGCGUUCAUUUACGGAGUAACGAGUGGUAGACGUGGUAAGGGUAGUAUAUUCGUUUGGGCUUCCGGUAAUGGUGGUAGACAUACAGAUUCCUGCAACUGCGAUGGAUAUACCAACAGUAUUUUCACUCUAUCAAUAUCAAGCGCAACACAAGGAGGAUAUAAACCAUGGUAUUUAGAAGAAUGCUCAUCUACACUUGCUACUACUUACAGUUCAGGAACUCCGGGCCACGAUAAAAGUGUAGCUACUGUUGAUAUGGAUGGCAGGUUAAGACCAGAUCAUAUUUGUACCGUAGAACAUACUGGAACCUCUGCAUCAGCCCCAUUAGCAGCUGGUAUUUGUGCGUUAGCAUUAGAAGCUAAUCCAGAACUAACAUGGAGAGAUAUGCAAUACUUAGUUGUAAUGACUUCGCGACCACAACCAUUAGAGAAAGAAACAGGUUGGGUAGUAAAUGGAGUCAAGAGAAAAGUAAGUCAUAAAUUCGGUUACGGAUUAAUGGAUGCUGCGGAAAUGGUUAGUUUGGCUGAGCAGUGGAUAUCUGUACCCCCUCAACAUAUUUGUAAAUCACAAGAAAUUAAUGAAGAUAAAGCAAUCGAAUCAUCAUUUGGUUUUAAAUUGCACGCUUAUAUGGAUGUUAAUGGCUGUAGCGGUACUGUUAAUGAAGUCCGCCAUUUAGAACAUGUCCAGUGCAAAAUAUCACUGAGAUUUUUCCCUCGUGGAAAUUUACGCAUUAUACUCAUCUCUCCCAUGGGCACAACAUCGACUCUCUUAUUCGAAAGACCACGUGACGUAAUUAGUUCAAACUUUGACGAUUGGCCCUUCCUAAGCGUUCACUUUUGGGGUGAACGCGCGGAAGGAAGGUGGACGUUGCAGAUAAUAAAUGGUGGAAAUAGACACGUUAAUCAGCCAGGAAUACUUAAAAAGUGGCAAUUGAUAUUUUAUGGCACAUCCACUGACCCCGUUCGACUGCGGUCUAAGCGGCCAUCGCCUUUGUCGUCCCCUUUUGCAUUCCCUACAGCAGCUGACACUUAUGAUUCGAUCGGGGAUUCUUUUUACAAUACUGACGCGUUUAGCAGUUACCAGAACUUUCCUGCAUUAUUUGCUGCCGGAUCUGAUCCGGAGAAAGCGAUAGCUCGCCUCGAUGGACAAAAUGUUCCCUCACCGCAUGGGGAAAACGUCCUCGCUGAUAGUAACGAUAAACGUGUCAUGUAUGAAUGUGAUCCCGAAUGCGAUUCUCAAGGAUGCUAUGGAAAAGGACCAACACAAUGUGUCGCUUGUAAGCAUUAUAGGCUCGACGAUACUUGUGUUUCGCGAUGCCCUCCUAGAAGUUAUUCAAACUCAGGUGGAGUUUGUUGGCCGUGUCAUGAAUCUUGCGAGACCUGUGUCGGGCCGGGGCAAGAUUCUUGCUUAACAUGUGCUCCGGAGCAUUUAUUAGUUGCAGAUUUGACUGUAUGCUUACAACAGUGCCCUGACGGAUACUAUGAAGACAGUCAAUCGUCAGCUUGCCAUCCGUGUGCUCCACAUUGCUCGACCUGUUCAGAACGAGCACACACAUGUACUUCAUGCGAACAUCAUUUGGUCUUGUACAAUGGGACUUGUACAGCCUCCUGCCCACCUUCAACGUUUGAGACUGAAGAUUAUAGUUGUACAAAGUGUCAUUCAUCGUGUGAAACGUGUACUGGUUCUGGAGUAACCCAGUGUGUCACUUGUCAUGCAUCUGACUAUAAUUUAGAUGGACGUUGUGUCAGUUCCUGCCCAAGUGGCUACUAUUCAGAUAAAAAGCGAAAAGAAUGUCUAAAGUGUCCAGUCGGGUGCGCCAAUUGUUUAAGUGCAUUUUGCCUGAGUUGUGAUAAAAACUGGGAACUAAACAAGAAAGGUAAAUGCUUGCCCACUGGCAAUGAAAGGUGCAGUGCUGGGGAAUUCCCUGAUGGCAGCGAUGUAUGUCGACCUUGUAACGACGCUUGCGAUACGUGCUAUGGUGAAAAUGAUAACAACUGUCUUACUUGUCCGACUCCCAAUCUUCUUAAAAACUACAAAUGUGUGAGCGAGUGUGCCGAGGGCUACUAUCCAGAGGCGGGUCGAUGCGCGCGAUGCCUGCACGGGUGUUCCGACUGCGUGUCCAGACUCAACUGCACGAGUUGCGACGGUUCGCUGAGAUUGCAAUCCGGUGCUUGUAGGACUACCUGCGCUGAGGGUUACUACGCGGAUCGUGGUAGUUGCUCGAAGUGCUACAUCUCAUGCCGAACGUGUAGUGGACCACGCCGUGACCAGUGCGCUUCCUGUCCGUCCGGGUGGAAGCUAGCUGCUGGGGAAUGUCACCCGGAGUGCCCACAAGGUUUCUACCAGACAAACGACGGUUGCCGACACUGCCACCACUACUGCCGGGAGUGCAACGGCUCGGGCCCACUCCAUUGCACCGCAUGCCCUGAUCGCUUCGUGCUGGAUGGAGGCAUCUGCAUGGAGUGCCUUACCUCGCAGUACUAUGAGGCGAAUAGUGGGAAGUGUAAAUCUUGCCACGAUACCUGCAGAGCUUGCAGCGGUCCAGGACAAUUUAGCUGCACAGGAUGUUCCAGGCCUCUAAGGCUAGACAGGUUAAACAAUCAAUGUGUGCGGUGCUGUUCGGAGCUGGGUGCCGCUUCUAACUCCACCCCGGCUAAGGACUGCUGCCACUGUAACCCUGAUACUGGCGAAUGUUUGAACUCGUCGAGCGCUGGUAAGCGUCGUAUCGCGGAGUGGAGCUCUCUGCGGGAGGCGACCCCCCAGCCGCCCGCGUCCAAAGGCUUCACCCCGCUGAUGCUGGUGGUCGCCGUAAUGAUCGCUGCUAUCGCGGUGGCCGGCCUAAUGAUGUUACAGAUAUGGUGCACAACGCGCAAACGACGUGUGAGCGGUCAAGUCAUAUACGCCCCUCUAUCCGCCACAGACGAUGACGUCACAGUGCUUUCGUCACGCGCAAGUUCCACACGCCACCCCGACCAUGAGCCGCUUCUCGAAUGUUCUUCGUAGCGCGCGCUGUGAUUCUAGAUGUAAGCAAUGUGUGUUCUAUUAAGUGUUGAAUAGGGUUGUUUUUCCAUUGCUGCGCACGCUAUGGUGUCUGCUUGGAAAUAUGUCAAGAAGCUUUUUAUUAAAAAAUUCUUUUCAGAAUGGACCAAAAAUAUUUGUAACAUAUUUCGAAUCAUAGCACAUUUUAUGUGACGAAGUACCUAACUUCAAAAUAAUGUUCUUUUCGUUCGUUUUGAUGUAGAUAUCAUUUUUGACAUAUUUUAAAAUAGUUAAUCACCGAAACAAGAUUAAAAGUAAGUUUUUCUUUUACCAAUAAACAUUAUUUUGGAGCUAAAAUUAAUUUGGUAGUAGACCAAAAUUUUUCAAAUUACGAUUUUUAUUAUAACAAAGUAAAAAAACAAUUAAACGGCGGUUGUUUACUUUUAGACGCUUUUGCGCACUUGAAAAUGAUAAUGUUUUUACCUGGUAUUGGGUAAAAUAGAUGCUUCAAUAUAUUUUGAAUGAAGGCCCUAAAGUCUUACGUCGCUUGAUGACGUUUUUUUAGGUUACCGAGUCAUAUGUGAGUAUCAUGCGCAGCAAUAGUUUUACAGCGGAUUUAUUUGUAAACGGUGGACGGACCAUUAUAGAUAAAACUAUCGACAUCGACAAGGUGUCUAGUAGGUACUGUGUAGUGCUAUCUUUAAGGCAAAAUGUAAAAGAGACAAUUUAUUAGAAAUGCUAACGUAAUCAAUAUUAGUAGUUAAAUUGAGAAAAAUUGGAUCGUGACAAUCUUUUGCUGGAUCGGUUUUUAUCGCAUUAUAUUUUUUUUAGUCAAUAUGUUCAGACAGUUAAACAAUCGUUUACGACUAAGCAGUUGAUUAACUUAAAUCGAACAAUGUGAACCGUGGCAUGCUAAGUGUCCAAUCCUAAGAAAUCGCCAAAAUAGUACAUAAGUGAAACCAUUUCCUUAACGGUUUAUAAUAAGCUUUUAUUUUUACAAAAAAUAAUUAUAUGUCUACAGAGUAUGAGAAGAAAACUCGUUUUUUCUUUAAAUUUCUAUCUUUAAUAGACAUUGAGAAAAAAAAAUCCAAAGUAUCCCUUACUUUUACAGUUGGAGCCAUGUUGUAAGAAUAAUUAUUAAUUUCAAAUUCCUAAAUACAGUCUUUAAAUAUAACAUUUGGAGUAAAUACUAUAAUUAAACAAGGCAGUAUUAUGGAUACCCAGUUUGGGUGUCGCAAUUUGGUCUGAACAGCAGACCGUAGUAGGGAAACCCAUGUUUUUAUUUAUUUUCGUUUGGCUCGUUUAGGAAAUCAUUUACGGCAUAGUAGCACUUUUCAAAUAAAAAGUUUUUCAGUAUUUUAAUAAAUUCAUUUUCAUUACUUAUGCUUCUAAUUUUGUUUGGCAGAUUAUUAUAUAUUUUUAUAGACAUUACAUAAAGACUCGAUGUAUGUAGUACUAAAUUUGAUUGUGGGAGGUUUAAUUUAUUUAUAUAUCUUUCGGGAAAUCGACGGGGCUUAUUUUCUUUCUUUGUUAGAUUUUGUGUAGAUUUCUUUUAACAAAUUUGCAUAUUUCGAAGAUGUAUAUAGAGGGUAGGGUUAGAAUAUUAAAUUUUUUGAAAUGGCGUAGACAUGAGUCUGUUAUUUUUAUUUUGGCCAAUAUUCUUAUGCACUUUUUUGUAAUAUAAAGAGAUCCUGGGCAUUUGUGCUGUUACCCCAGAGAAUAACACCGUACCUCAAAAAUUCGUAGCCAUAAGCAUAAUACGCGGCUAGUGCGGUUUUUAAGUUGGUAGUUCUUUUUAGUUGUCUCUGAGUCCAUAUAUAAAUUUGGAUAAUUUUGUUUUUGUUUUUUCGAUAUGGCCUUUCCAAUUUAAAUUUCUGUCGGUUUUAAUGCCUAAAAAUGUUAAAUUGUCGGCGCAUUCGAUGUUCGUGUUUUCAAAAGUAUAUUUAAUAUACAAUGGUCCCUUGGGUACGGUCGAAAUUGGAUUAUUUUUGUUUUAUUAUAAAUUAUUUCUAAUAAUUUAUGGUCAUUCAUCCAAUCAGUAAUGUCAUUUAAUAGUCGAGUGAUUUUAUCAUUAAAAUAAAGAAAUUUCAUCAGCAAAUAAUACACAAUGUUCGCCAAAAAUUUUAGGCAAGUCAUUAAUAUAAAUUAAAAACAAAAUACACCCAAGGACACUUCCUUGGGAUAUUGAGUUAGUCAUGGUUGUCAUGUCCGAUCUGAUAUAGCUUACUAGUCCUGUGUUUUGGUCACAAUUUUCUACGUCGACAUAUUGUUCGCGGUUUUCUAAAUACUAUUUAAACCAUUCGUGUGGUGUGCCUCGUAUGCCUAUGCCCUAUAGUUUAUUUAAUAAUAUGUCAUAUUGGACUUUGUCAUAUACCUUUGACAUGUCCAACAUUAUCCCUAUUGCAUAUUUUUUGUCAUACCUCUUGAAUGUAUUAUAAACUGCUAAUGUCGUACUGCGAUUUUUCCGAAAGCCUUAUUGGCUUUCGUCAAAAAUUUUAAACUUUUCACAGAACGAAUUUAGCUGCCGACACAUAGCGGUUUCACGCUGCAGGGAGUAAAGCUAUUGAACGAUAACUUCUUGGGUCCGGUUUUUCUCUCUUUUUCUUAUAAACUGGCCUUAUAAUGCAUUUAAGGAGGUCUAUUAAUAUCUAUUAACUGUUAACAUGACAUAGCUUUGUUAAAUAGUAUUGAUGUACAAUUAAAAAAAAAUCGUAACUUUUUGUCUAGAUUGAAUAGUUAGCAUGGCUCCAAAUGUAACGGUUAAGUUAGGUAUUUUGUGAUUUUUUUUCGCACGGUUUAUAAAAAAUAGAAAUGUAAAAAAAUAUUUCUUCUCUCAUUCUGUAGAUAUAUAAUUAUUGUUUGUUAAAAUAUAAGCUUUGUACCGUCAAGAUAUGGUUACAAUUAUGCGAUUGUCGAUUUCUCGGGAUUGCGGCUAGCUUAAUGUAUUUUAGGCACGUUUAAAAUGGUCGCGAGAGAACAUAAUUCGCAUAUUUCCUUAACUAUUAUUACUGUUACAUCAUCAAACAAAAGAAUGAAAGGGAUGGACUAAGCCAAGAAAAUCUGGGUCAAAGUUGAUUAAGUAACGUGCAGUAGGAAAUCUGUUCAUUUCAUUAUCUCAUUUACAUUUUGCCAAACAGCAUUACGCUCAAAUGUCGAUAGCAAAUGGGAAUGCAUUCUAUGUUGCGGGCUAAAUGGCCCUUAGUGACGUCACGUCAGACGAAAGACGUCAGCGUAUGUCUAAAGUGUAAUUAUAGUUAGCUGUAAAUUGUAAGUAUGAACAAAAUGUUCUCUGAACUCGCGACAGGGCUGUGUCGUCGACGUUGUGAUAUGAGUGCUCUUUGCUCUUAGCGUUUGCUGUUCUUAUGUAGGACAAGUGUUAUGCAACAUUUUUUAAUUAAAUUCCGGUAAUUUCCGGUAUUAUGUUUUUAAUAACUCUGAUACCGCAAGGGAGAAUGGUUGAAGUUGAUGAAUUAGCAUUAGGUGAACAUGAAAGAAGGUAAAAGCUUAUAAAACCGAACUCAUAUAAUAUAUAAUUUCAAACAAUAUACUAUUAAAAAUACAUUUACAACAGGCUGUGUGCUGCAUAUAAAAAGAAUAAUUUACAAAUGUUUACAUUUUGUGGAUAAGUCGAGUUAUAACACACAGCAGAAAAAACUACAGAUCUAAACUCCCCUCUUUUGAAGUCGGUUGAAAGCAUGAUUGAUCCUUAGUCAUAGUCAAGGUUUUUUAUAGCUACUGGUUCUCGGAGGGCUAUCACCUACUAUCAGUAGAGCCAUAUGAUUGAUGGAUUGAAUUAAAUAUAAAACAAGGUUAUUUACUCAAUUUUAUAUUGAUGGAUUAAAUAAAAAUAUAAAUAUACUGCCAUAUAUGCCAUAUAAACAAACUACUAACAACAUCUAAGCAAUAAACAACUCUCGAAAACUUUGUACUCACACAAUCCAGUGUCCCUUAUAAAUCUUUAAUUGAGAUAAACCAGAGCAUACGAAUACAUAUUAAUCGUAACUUAACAGACCCAAGUUCUUGGCUAAGUUAGAGAACUUGCCCCCAGAAAUCGUGUCAAACAUUGCAGAUAGGAAAAUUCGGAUGCGGUCAAAGUUUGGGGGCAGUAAAUUUAAAUUAUGGCUCCCGAAUCUGCUUACUGUGUCUUGUAGCCCCGAGUCAAUACUUAAACAGAGGAAACUUAGUUUGUUGGACGACAGCCGGUUAGGGUUGUCACUAACCUUUUCAUGUGUUAAUAUUAUUUUGUCGUUAACUGAAGUAUAUUUAAAUUUUUAUAUUUAGGGCUUCAAUAAUAAUAAAUUGCCUCAACUAAUUAAGGUAAUAUUAAAAAAAAAGUUGAAUGUUUCUUUCUCAUUUUAAUUAUCUUUUGAGAGUCGUACUGUUUUUCACAGUCUGUUGUUACCUUCACCUGUUUUUAAGUUUAGUAAUUAUUUGUGUAAAAAGCUGUUUAUAAUAAAAGCAGCAAUUUAUGUCUGACACAUAUCUUGUAAUUUAUAUCUUUAAUCGUACCUUUCUUUUUUUAAAUAUGUUUAUUUUAUCUAACGAAUUCAUGUCAUUUUGAUAUCUCGAUAUCCCUUAUGGAUGUUUUACAAUCGUAUAACAGCGAAUAUAUAAUUUUUAAGUAUUAUAUCGAAAAAUAGCUAAACAGACUGUUCACAGCCCUAUAGGGAGUUAGUUAGGCAUAGUUUAGACUGGAAUCAAUAACGCCUCACGUAACCACGUGUUUAUCGUCGUAGCUCGAAUACUUCAGUGUAGUCAGACCUCUAUAACUUUUAAUUAAUGCUGUGUAGGGUAAAAUUGCUACCUAUGUGUUAUGUGCAACAAUUAAUGUCUAAAUAUAAUUACGCCGCUUGAGAUGAAUUGCCCAAAAUUACACUGGAUCCCACUUAAACGAAUAGUUUUUCCGUAUUUGUAUGCUUAGUAAUUUCCUUGCGAAAUUCUAUUGAUCUUUUCGUUACUUUAUGUAUGGUAUGUAAUAAUUUCGUUAUGUUAUUUGUGGAGAAAGUUUGAGUUAGUAAAGUCUGUGCAACAAAAUUAUGGAAAAUCAAUCAAUCGACAAUAAUUGGAAGGAUUACUAGUUAAUCUAAAUCACUCUUGAUUUUCUUAUAUUGAAGCUGAACUUAUCAAGAGUAUUCAUACAAUGGCGAUAACGGCGAUAAUUUGCAAAAGAACAGCAAACGCAAAAUGACAAAUGCACUCCAAUAUUUUUCAAUUGUUACUUUAAAUCAAUAAUAAAAUAUAUUAUAUUAUAUAUGGAUAUAUUUAAAGUGUGGGUACAUAUAUAUAUAUAUAUAUAUAUAUAUAUAUAGCUAAGUAGCCAUAUUGCGGUUCGUAUUACUAUUACAAUAACAAUAGUUAAUAUAAAACUCUUCGUUACCGAUCUUGAAAUAUGCAAAGUAAAGUUGCUGAAACUGAUUUGGAUUUUCACAUUUACUUUAGUGUUCACUUUACGAACCAUUGGCGACUUAUAAGCUCUUCUUGCACCUUUUGUUUUCGUUUCACUGAGAGAUUCGGGCUCAAAAAACGUUUAUGUUUAUUCUCAAUGUUUUCAAUUAUUUCAUUUUUUGUCUGUUUUAUUGAAGAAUCUUUGACUUCGUUGUAAUAAUACAUUCUUUCACGUAUUAUGUUCAUUACGUGUUUAUUCGUCGGAACGGUAGUUUUAUUGUAAUAUCGGUUUAAAUUAGUAGAUAGGACCAAGAGUUACCGUAAAUGUACAAUAAUGUCGACGAUAGGAAAAUAUAUAUAAUUGUUUGUAAGAUAAUCCUUAUUGUUAAUUUAUAUAUCAUUCUAAUAAGGCCAUCACAUCUUGUGCUUCUUCUUGGUUUCGAUUUGCUAUUUUUGAUUUUCCAUUUUAAUAGUCGCUUUAUUGUCUAUUUUGCCAAUUUUGUCCACCUCGUUCCUAAUUUUAUCUUCUUCGAAUAUAUUAGUUAUAAAUUAAUUAUAUAUAUAAAUUCAAGUAUUAUUCAGCCAAUCAGAGGCGGUUGGUCUAGCACUGCGAAUUUGCGCUUGAAUAGUGCGCGGUUUGUCAUGGCGGGGUUGCAGUUAAGCUGUUUUAAAUAAAUAUAGCUAUUAAUGUCUCACGAAAGCCUUGAUUAUUUGAUACAUCAUUGUUAAUUUUGUUCUGUUCAACAUUUACGACACAAUGGCUGGCCUGAUUAUAAUGAUGUAUUUAAUACUAUACUAAUAGUAAAUUAUACUUUGUCAUCUAUUAUUUAAGUAGGCAAUCGGUGAUCAGCUAGUUUUGCAUUAGGAUUAUAAUUAGUGUUAAAAUACUUUACGUUUUCUCAAAUAUAUGAUAAUUUUUUGUAAAUACUGACUAUGUUACCAUCAAUACCAUCACAAAUUAUGAAAGAGAUAUGUAUUUUUCAAUUGUUAAAUGGAGAAAUAUAUUUUAAUGUAAACGGUUUUUUAAAUGUUAAAGUCAGCGGGUGUUCUAGUUUAGGAUUAUUUUAUAUUAUAUAAUUGCUUUUAUUCCUGUUGCGUGUAAUCUUGACAUCUGAUUUGCGAUUUUACUUUACAAUAAUAAUGUGCAUAAUCUCGAUAGUUUCUUUUCUUAGCAAAAUUUUUACGUUUAGAUUUUACUUGUACGUUUUUAAGUGUUUAUUUUUAAUUAAAUUGUAUUUUUAUAUGAAAUGUUACGUGCGAUUCGUAUUUAUAAUAAAAUCAGUUCUAUGUCACA
Messenger RNA from Leptidea sinapis, 10899 nucleotides. Its product is annotated as furin-like protease 2. The transcript has 15 exons. Gene Ontology annotation, molecular function: serine-type endopeptidase activity. Gene Ontology annotation, biological process: protein processing. Lineage: Eukaryota; Metazoa; Arthropoda; Insecta; Lepidoptera; Pieridae. The record is from RefSeq and is a predicted model, not a curated record. Bases 363 to 4244 code for a protein of 1293 amino acids. Gene Ontology annotation, cellular component: trans-Golgi network; Golgi membrane.